This is a messenger RNA of Uncinocarpus reesii 1704, 3087 nucleotides long. RefSeq names its product ubiquitin-activating enzyme E1 1. Gene Ontology annotation, biological process: protein sumoylation. The transcript is spliced from 4 exons. The coding region runs from base 1 to 3087 and encodes 1028 amino acids. Gene Ontology annotation, cellular component: cytoplasm; SUMO activating enzyme complex. Gene Ontology annotation, molecular function: SUMO activating enzyme activity. The record is from RefSeq and is a predicted model, not a curated record. Lineage: Eukaryota; Fungi; Ascomycota; Eurotiomycetes; Onygenales; Onygenaceae.
AUGGAUAUCGAUACAGAGUCAACUAUGGAAAAGAUAAAGCAUGGCGAGAUUGAUGAGUCGCUUUAUAGCAGACAACUCUACGUUCUUGGUCAUGAGGCCAUGAAGCGCAUGGGCUCAUCCAAUGUUUUGAUUGUAGGCCUUAAGGGUUUAGGUACCGAGAUAGCCAAGAACAUCGCACUCGCUGGAGUGAAAUCACUCUCCCUCUACGAUCCUACACCCGUGACGAUCGCCGACCUCUCCUCACAGUUCUUCUUACAUCCGGACGAUGUAGGCAAACGCCGCGCAGAUGUGACUGCGCCUCGUGUGGCAGAACUCAACGCGUAUACUCCUGUUGUGGUUCACGAAGCGGACAGGUUAACUGCAGAUCUGUCCCAGCUCAAAAAAUAUCAAAUCGUUGUCUUGACAACUACUUCCCUAAAGGACCAGGAAAUAAUUGCUGAAUACUGUCAUCAGAACGGAAUCUAUGUUCUUAUCACGGAUACUUUCGGUCUAUUUGGCUAUAUUUUCACCGAUUUUGGUAAGAACUUUACCGUUGGAGAUACGACCGGUGAGGAACCCGUGAGCGGUAUUGUUGCUGGCAUCGACGAAGAAGGUCUUGUAUCAGCUCUUGAUGAAACAAGGCAUGGCUUAGAAGAUGGGGACUAUGUUACUUUCACCGAAAUCAAAGGCAUGGAGGGCCUUAACAAUGCAGACCCUCGAAAAGUGACGGUCAAAGGCCCCUAUACCUUCUCAAUUGGUGACGUCAGUGGUUUGGGAACUUAUCAGUCCGGUGGUCUCUUUACCCAAGUCAAAAUGCCAAAGUUCAUCGAUUUCAAGCCAUUUAGCGAACAGAUUAAGAACCCCGAGUUUGUUUUUUCGGAUUUCGCUAAAUUUGACCGACCGCCACAGCUUCAUAUUGGUAUCCAAGCUCUUCACAAGUUUGCCGAAGCUCAUAACGGAGAGUUCCCCCGGCCCCAUAAUGAAGACGAUGCGCGCCAAUUGCUCGAAAUUGCCCAGAAGCUCGCCGGUGAGGGUGAAGGGAAAGUUGAACUUGAUGAGAAGCUGAUAAAAGAGUUGAGUUACCAAGCUCGGGGCGAUUUGAGUCCCAUGGCUGCCUUUUUUGGAGGCUUGGCUGCUCAAGAAGUCUUAAAAGCGGUCUCCGGCAAGUUCAACCCCAUUGUGCAGUGGAUGUACUUCGAUUCCCUAGAAUCCCUUCCCAAAUCCGUUGAGAGAUCCGAAGAGCUUUGCAAACCUUUAAACACUCGAUACGAUGGUCAAAUCGCUGUUUUUGGAAGAUUGUUUCAAGACAAAAUUGCAAAUAUCAAGGAGUUCUUAGUUGGUGCAGGCGCCAUUGGGUGUGAAAUGCUGAAGAAUUGGGCAAUGAUUGGUUUGGCCACUGGCCCUGAAGGUGAAAUCACUGUGACGGACAUGGACCAAAUCGAACGAAGUAACCUUAAUCGCCAGUUCUUGUUCCGCACUGGCGACGUCGGCAAAUUGAAGAGCGAUUGUGCCGCCGCAGCCGUUCAAGCUAUGAAUCCCGAGCUCAAGGGAAAAAUCAUUACGCUUCGGGAGCGCGUUGGUUCGGAUUCGGAGCAUGUCUUCAAUGAAAAGUUUUGGAACCGUCUUGACGGAGUGACAAACGCUUUGGAUAAUGUUGAUGCUAGGACUUAUGUCGAUCGUCGAUGUGUGUUUUUCCGAAAACCUCUCUUGGAAAGUGGAACACUUGGUACAAAAGGGAAUACCCAAGUCGUCCUUCCAAACAUCACCGAAUCCUAUUCCAGCUCUCAUGAUCCCCCGGAACAGUCUUUCCCGAUGUGCACGUUAAGAAGCUUUCCCAACCGCAUUGAACACACUAUUGCUUGGGCUAGAGAUCUAUUCCAGUCGUAUUUCGUUGGUCCUCCAGAAGCUGUCAACCUCUAUCUCACGAAGUCCAAUUACGUUGAAACCAUUCUAAAGCAGAGUGGCACUGAAAAGCUGACAUUGGAGAGCAUUCGAGACUACCUUGUCACAGAGAAGCCGAUAAGCUUCGAUGACUGCAUAACCUGGGCUAGACACAAGUUCGAAGAGCAGUACAACAAUGCCAUUCAACAGCUCCUGUACAACUUCCCCAAGGACUCUAAGACGGCUUCUGGCACCCCGUUCUGGUCUGGUCCCAAACGUGCUCCAACACCGUUGAAAUUUGAUGGCUCGAAUCCAACCCACCUUGGAUUCAUCAUUGCCGCCGCAAAUCUCCAUGCGUUUAAUUACGGGAUUAAGAACCCAGGGGUUGACAAAGCUUAUUACCGAAAUAUUGUGGAAAAUAUGAUCAUCCCCGAAUUUGCGCCAUCCGAAGGUGUCAAAAUUCAGGCUGAUGAAAAUGAACCUGACCCGAACGCACAGCCAGCGGGUGGUCUCAAUGACGACCGAGAAGAGCUCAAGCGCAUCGUGGGAUCACUUCCAAACCCCAAAUCUCUCUCGGGUUUUAAAUUGGUGCCCGUUGAAUUUGAAAAAGACGAUGACACAAAUUAUCAUAUUGAUUUCAUCGCUGCAGCAAGCAACCUCCGAGCGGAGAACUACGACAUCCAACAAGCAGACAGGCACAAGACUAAAUUUAUUGCGGGAAAAAUUAUUCCAGCCAUCGCCACUACAACAGCUCUCGUAACUGGUCUUGUUGUGCUCGAACUUUACAAGGUCAUUGAUGGCAACGACGACAUUGAGCAAUACAAGAACGGCUUUGUCAACCUAGCGUUACCUUUCUUUGGCUUUAGUGAGCCGAUCGCAAGUCCAAAGGGUAAAUACCAAGGAAAGAACGGAGAGGUGACAAUUGAUAAACUUUGGGAUCGUUUCGAAGUGGAUGAUAUACCUCUCCAGGAUUUCAUAAAAGUAUUUGAGGAGAAAGGGCUUGAAGUUAGUAUGGUCAGCUCUGGCGUUAGCCUCCUUUACGCCAGCUUCUACGGUCCUAGCAAAGUGAAGGACCGACUGCCUAUGAAGAUGAGUAAAUUGGUUGAACACAUCAGCAAGAAACGAAUUCCCAGCCACCAGAAAAAUGUCAUCUUCGAGAUCACUGCAGAAGAUCAGACUGGCGAAGACGUUGAGGUUCCAUAUGUGAUGGUGAAGUUAGACAAGUAG